This is a messenger RNA of Hemicordylus capensis (graceful crag lizard), 7052 nucleotides long. Its product is annotated as zinc finger protein 383-like. The coding region runs from base 168 to 2669 and encodes 833 amino acids. The record is from RefSeq and is a predicted model, not a curated record. NCBI's taxonomy places the organism in Eukaryota, Metazoa, Chordata, Lepidosauria, Squamata, Cordylidae. Gene Ontology annotation, biological process: negative regulation of transcription by RNA polymerase II. The transcript has 10 exons. Gene Ontology annotation, molecular function: RNA polymerase II cis-regulatory region sequence-specific DNA binding; DNA-binding transcription repressor activity, RNA polymerase II-specific.
CUAAGGAAAAGUGUUAGAGUCUCUCUACGCUGGCAGCCUCAGUUACAAUUAUUGUUUCUCAAUGCAUGCAGAGGUUUUCGUCCCUGGUGUUUUGCAUAUAUUGUCUCCUUAUCCAGGAGACCGAGGUGGCUUGCUAGAAGGAGAGAGAAAGGGGGCAUCCAGAUGGAAUGAGGAACUGGAGAAGCGGGCUUCAUUCUCCAGGGAAGUUUGGAGAAACUGUAGUUGGAUUUGCUUCUGAUAACGGCAUUAAUCCCUUUCUAAAGGACCUGGGCUCCUACCCCAAGCUGCUUCUUCCAGGUCCCUGCCUGCUUCCUCACUCGCUUAUAACCGUGACUCAGCAAGCUCUUCUUUCUAUCUUUGCCCUGAGGAAGAGGAUGAGGGCAGAACAAGGCGAUCCUUUGGCUGUGGGUCUGCAGUUAGAAGCUGCAGUAGAGCGUGAAGUGACAACAGAAGAGCAAGAUACAGCAGGCCUCCAAGGAGCAGGAAAAGGCCCUCACACCAUCCAGGCUGGGUGCAGCAGAGGAUUCUGGGAAAAGAAUGGGGAUGCAGACUUGGCUAAGGACACAGAUGCACAACAGCCUCCAGCGGUGAAUCCAGAGUGGCAGACAAAGGAGCCGCUCCUGAACAUGGAAUUGCCGCACUCAGUGAGGGGAAGCAGCUUGGGAAACUGUACUCCAGUUGUGGCCCCAGCAGAUUUCCCACUGAGGCAGCAAGAGGAAGAGAAGCGAGAAAUUCAGGUUCAGGGACCAUUCGGGGAAUUGGCUGCAAGUUUUCCUGAGGCAGGGAAGGGUCCUUUGGAUGCUUGGCAGACACCACCAAUCAGGGCAAACGCACCGGAAAAUGACAGAGAAGCAACUUCGCCGGGAAUGGCAUCUGAGACAGGUUUGAAGUCAUUUGCCUUUUGUGGUGGUGUGGAAACAGCCAUUGUGGAGCAUCAGGGACCAGUGACCUUUGAGGAGGUGGCUGUGCGUUUCACUGAGGGGGAGUGGGGCCUGUUGGAUCCAGGCCAGAGAGCUCUGUACAGAGAGGUUAUGGUGGAGAAUUAUGGUAAUGUGGCCUCUUUGGAAGGACCUCCUGCUGCCAAACCUGAUAUCAUCUCCUGGCUGGAAGAAAAGGAAGAAAUAUUUGACCAGAACUCUGAAGAAGGCUUGAUUCCAGCAGGUGAUGCCUGCAGGGAUGAAACAGACAGGGGAAGAGUCGAGCUGCCAUUGAAAGGCAGUGAGGGGGAAGAGGUGGAGGAGAACCCUGGAAGUAGAGACUGGGCAAAGAUGGGGGAAGAGGGGGAAGAGUCUGGACAAACAGAGAUGUGGCAGAAGAAACUGGGAGGAACUCAAGGCAAUGUACUGAGUUUUCAAGAUCCCCUCUUCCUUGCCACGCCACCUCCAGAUGACGGGAGAGUGAUAGCCAUCAGGGUAGACAGCCUUCAACAGGAAGGUCUUGAGUUGGAAGAAUCGCCCGAGGCAUUACCAGGAGGCUCCCAAGAGACCUUUUCCAUCGUGACUGAGGUUCCUGAGAGCGAUGGUUGGGAGAGUGAGAGUGAGUGGGAGCCCUGUGAGGUGUUGUCGGAAGAAACAGAGGAUGAAGAAAUGGAUGACAACUUCAGAAAUCAAGAUGGGCCAGAGAGGAAUGAGGAGAACUCAGCAGAGGAGUGGAGAAAUCAGUCUACCAACUGCCAGGGUAGUGACUUCAGUGGAAUGCCAGUCCAACAAAAAAUACACAAAGGCAAAAGAAAGAAUCAGUGCAAAGUGUGUGGGAAAAGCUUCACUCGUAAGUCAAGCCUUAAGGUGCACCAGAGAAUCCACACAGGGGAGAAGCCUUACAAAUGCACAGUCUGUAGCAAAGGCUUCUGUGAUAAAACCAGCUUUCUUAGACAUCAGAGAAUCCACACGGGAGAGAAACCGUAUAAAUGCCCAGAGUGUGGAAAGAGCUUUAAUCGGACCACAAACCUUAUUACCCAUCAGAAAACCCAUGUGGAGACACGGGAGAAAACCUUCCACUGCUCCAGCUGUACCAAGAGUUUUUACAAUAAGUACAGUCUUAAAACACACUGGCGAAGCCACACCGGGGAAAAACCGUAUAAGUGUUCCAGCUGCAGUAAGAGCUUUUGCGAUAAAUCCAACCUCGAGGCACACUGGCGAGUGCACACAGGGGAGAGACCGUUCGAAUGCUCGGAAUGUGGGAAGAGCUUUAGUGACCGCAGAACACUUCUUCGACAUCAGAGGAUCCACACCGGGGAGAAACCGUACAAAUGCACCGAAUGUGGAAAAAGCUUCAAUGACCUUGCGACACUGCUCCGGCAUCAGAAAAUCCACACAGGAGAGAAGCCUUAUAGGUGCACAGAAUGUGGGAAAAGCUUCAACCAGAGCUCACACCUUAUCCGACAUCAGGCCACGCAUGACACGCAGCGGCAUAAAAACAAGUCACGAGGAGCAAAAGCUUCUGUCGAAACCAAUAUCUUUUUGGACAUUGGCAAAUUCACACAAGAGAGCUACUACAGAUACACUCCUUCUGCAGAAACCUUUCACUGGCCGCUCCCAUCUUACACAGCCUCCACAGAUGCAGGAGAAGGGACCAUUCCAAAUGUCUGGACUAUUUCAGAUACUUCUGUGGGUGAUCAAGCCAUUCUAGUUAUGAAGGAGUUCACUGAGGACAGGAGCUUGACACUAUGAAUGCUCAGAGUGAGAGAAGUUUUAGCCAGGCCUACCAUGAGGCAUCCUAAUCCACUUAAGCGAGAAGCCGUAACCAGUGUUUAAACUCUCUUAAGAAUAGAUGUGUUUCCAAGCAGGCGUCUCUUGAUCCAAAAUAGGCCAGUCUUCUACAACUGGGUUUGAUAGCAAGGACUGAUGAAAGCUUCAUUUGGGAAAAGACAAAGGCAAGAUUCUCGGGGGCGGGCGGGCAGCGGGGAGAUAACUCCAGUGGGGAAAGCAGUUCUUUAUACUUCACAAGCUGGAACUCUUCCUGCUUGGCUUAGAUCGGCUAUCAAUAACUGCUGUAAGAAUUCUUAAAGGGUUCCUUUAUGAUGUAUGUCUUGGAGAAGGAAAAUACAUGGAUCAGCCAGCAUAAAAAAUAUUAUUUUGAAUGAUCUACAAUCAAAGGGUUGAAUGCUUUCUCUUUGGCUUGCAUAACUGAAAAUUAUCCUGUUUUCUCAGAGCAGAGGGAAGCAGACAAGGCCUAAAGAGAUUUAGCAAUUUAAUGAGUGACAAUAUGAGAUGCUGUCCCUGGAAAAUCCUACAAGAAUUGGGCUAGUGUGAACAACUCUUCCCCCUGAUCCUCCAUUUUUGAAAUUGGGUCCUGAAUGACUUAGUGGAGUAAGGCAAGAUUUACCGGGAUCUUUGACAAACACCAAAUUCUCAAAGGAUGUUCAGACAGGUUGGUUGUUCUUUGGUGUUUGAAAAUAUAGACUCAUAGGUUGAAUACAGAUUUUCCACAGCAAAGGUCAACAAGCAGAUGGGGAUAUCAUCUGAGUAAAGACUGAUUUUCCGUGUUGUACAGGAUGAAAAGAAAGUUCCCUUUUAGAAUCGCAUUUUGGUGAAGGGUGACUGGAAAUGCGCCCAUUAGGUUCACAUGCUGGUGGACUGAAAGAUGGUACACAAUGUUUGGUGCUUGUUUUUUUAAUUGACGGGAGUCACAAAGAUAAUUACAAAACUUGCUGGAUGUCCAGUUUUCUUAAAUAUUAUGAGUUAUUAAUAGCAUGGAGCAGAAAUGUCAGACAUGCAAGUGAACUCUCUCUUGAUCAGGGAAUGGCUAAAACCCAGAUGGGAUAACAUGCUAUGUUGAACUUUGGAAAGGACAGAAACUCUUUUUCAGAGAACAGGGUUCCAUUCAUUCUGUUUUGGAAUAAGAGGCAAAAUAUAUUCCUAAAAAUGCCCUGCUGAAAUGGUGAGCUGUGGGAUAGGUAUGCAUGUAUAUAUGACAUCUCUUAUUGUAUUCCCUAACAUACUGGCAUGCUUUUGGAUAGUCUUGGCAACAACCCAACAUAGAGUUAAGCAGCUUAAAGCUCCAUUGAUUUCAAUGGGCUUCAUUGGGUUUCAUUUUGUGUUGAUUUGUGGCCAUUGAAAACCAGAACUCUAAGAGAGAUGUAGAUGUUGGGAAAUGACCCAGUUGGAGGUCAAAGUAAUAAAGAUCUCCAGAAUUCUGGGACUGCAAAUAGUGCAGGGGUUCUCAGUCUUGGGUUCCCAGAUGUUGUUGGACUACAGCUUCCAUUUGGCCUUGGGCCGUUGUGGUGGGGGGUGAUGGGAGUUGUAGUUCAAUAACGUCUGGGGACCCAAGGUUGAGAAUCUGUGCCUCACUGGUAGUAAGCACAGUCAGCUCCAGGGGAAUUUCCUGUCCAAGGAAAUGUAUAAGGGAAGCAGUUCCUCCUUCCGUAUCAAAGCAACAGAUCAGUGCAAAGUGGAAUUCAACAUUCUUUAAGUGACAAAAAGCCAUGUUCUGCGAUGUUAACUUUAGAGAGAAUAUGUUCACUACAGACUGGUGCUUUGUUCUUGAUCGGGUUAAUUGUUGGUAUGGGGUUCAUCUUUAUUUUUUUUUUUUAAGCAUGAAAAUUGUAUUGGUUAUUUCAGACAUUCUCAACCUUGGGCCCCAGAUGUUGAAACAUCUGGAGACCCAAGCCUGAGAAUCCCUAGGUUAUUUGAUACUACUCAACCAAAUUUAUGAAAUACUAAUACUGCUCACUUGGGCAGAUGGACACUAAGCCUUUGAUUGAGGCCAUGCCUCCUGCACUCUUUUUAAGUACUCUAAUUUGUAAUAUAGACUAGAGCAACAAUAAUAGAGGGAAUUGGGGUAGGGGAUGUAUUGGAUGUUUUGUGAGCAUUACACAGGGGCAAGUGAGCACAAAUAGGGCUCUAAGAGGAGAAGAUUAUUUUCUGUGUCAUUGUGAGUUAGAUCAGAGGUUCUCACACUUGGGUCCACAGAUGUUGGUGGACCACAACUUCCAUCAUACCCAGCCACAAUGGCCGAAGGCCAUUUCUGAAAGCCAUUGUGGCUGGCGAUGAUGAGAGUUGCGGCCCAGCCUCAUCUGGGGACCCAAGUAUGAGAAUCUCUGAGUUAGAUUAAGGCUGCAGUCCUAUGCAUACUUCCUGGGGAGUAAGUUCCAUUGAAAUAAGUCUGGCUGACCUCCAGACUAAAUGAAGCACUGGUGCUUCUGAAGAAUCCAGCUAAUUCAGCUGUUCCGCUCAUGCAACAGAAGGGGAUGAAUUUCAACAACCUCCCCUUCCCCUAGAAGAGCUCUGUCACAUACCAAAAUAUGUCCCAGAGACUCGCAUAGCCCUCAGGGGAAUAUUUUUCAGGUGGCACAGAGUGCUUCCCGGGAAAGGGGAGGUUGUCGAAAUUCCUAUCCCCAGGGUAGUGUUAAUCUAGAAGUACAGAUUUUUCUCCCAUAGCAUUGGUGCUUCACUAAUUAGAUUGCCAGCCUGUGGGAUUUAUUGCCAAGUAAACAUGUGUAGGCCUGUAAUCUUUUCGGUACUGUGAUAUUAAAUCGUAAAAUAUAAGUUUCCUGGUUGUGUGUCUUUAAAAAUUUUAAAGCACAGAAGUUUCUCUCAUGCAUGGCCCUUGCAAUUUUUUUUUUAAAAACUGUCUCAUCUAUGAGAAUUAAGUAGGGCUAAAGCUGGGGAGGAAGGUGAUCUCAAUGCCUGGCAUUCUUUCACAGCCUAGCCUCAGGAAGCUGCCAAGGCUGCUGCACAAGUAAAAGGCAGCCCCAGGGCUGUGGCCCGUCUCUGUAACACAGCAUGCAGGCACUUGCUCUGUGCUAGCUUCACUGGAAACAAUGGAAGUGGUGUGAAGCAAGUGCCUGCUGUGCUAUUUUAAAGUGAUUCGCAGCAGCCUCGGGGCUGCCUCUUAGGUGUGCAGCAACUCCAGUGGCUUCCUGACACAGAGGUUAGACUGCACAGAAUGUCAGCCAACAAUUUUAGACAUCUCCAGGUCCGUCUUGGUAAAUGCAGACAUUUUAAAUGAGAUGAGUGAGAGUGGUGUUAGGUAGUUCUUUGAAAGGCACACAGUGUUCUUAGAGAUGUACCAGCAAACAUAAGGAAAGUCUGCCCAUGCUCUGCCUGUUGUCCUUUACUGAUGGUACUCAGUAGGACUUGAGAUUUACUGGGAAAUGUUAGGAAUUAUUGUCUCCUUAAGCUUGUUUUGGAAACUCUGAGCCCAGCCAAUGGUAAAAGUCGUUCUUUGUCUAUAAACAGUGGAAACAAGGGUGAAGUUUGAUCAUUUACCAAAAGCUCUUGCUGAGCUUAAGAUUCUCCGGUAAAUUUUAGAAUUUUCUCGGAUUGCCAUAACAUUUCUCCCUAAGCUCUUGUAAACUUAACAGUUGUUACAAAAUGUCAACAUUGGUCAAGUUUCUGAUUUUAUUACUGUAUCACACAUAUUAUGUAUUGCUUUAGACUUUAUUUUAGAUUUUUGCUUGUAACAAUUUAGUAUUGUUCAUACUCAAUUAUUAUUGUGACCUGUAUUGUAUUGAAACCUUCUUAUUUUGACCUUGUCAUUUCAUUUUUGUUUAAUAUGCGUGUUUGUGAUGCUGUUGAAAUGCAGCACACUGGAGUACUUUACCAUGCAAAUCGUUGCAGUGUUAAUAUACAGUGAAAGUAAACGAAAGCAGAUGGGAAAAGGAAGACUCACCUAAGGAUGCCUCUGAAUUGCCUGAAAAAGGUCUUCAUCUGGAAGAUACCAUUCUGAAAACGCUGCAACAUUUCCAAGAAAUCUGAAUUUGCAGUUGUAAAGGCCUUGUGCUUUGGCUUUGUCCUCUAGGUGUAAAUGUCCAUUAGGGUGUGAAAGCACUUGUCUACUGGUCUGUUUGAUCAUUCAGGAUCUCAGAUCAAUGGGAGCUCCUUCUCCAAAUUAAUUCCUUAUUACACUUGCCCUAGUGUGUAUGUGUGUGUGGUUCUUUGUUUUUAUUUAAUAGCUGGAUGUUAUAGGGGCUGCCUUUAUUAUGCAUGGUUGCUUUAAGAGGAUCAUACUGUAUACAUAUUUUAGUGUAUUGGCAAAUGCUUUGCAAAUAAACUGGAAUGAAUGCUAAUUUCUUUCCAGGAGGUCCAGCAUUAAAAAUGGAAUAUUAUUUA